UCUAUAUUCAGGGGAAAUGAUGUAGGUUUUGCAAUGGAACAGAUAUGGUUGCUGUUGCUUCUAACAAUAAGAGUACUUCCGGGGUCUGCUCAGUUCAAUGGCUACAACUGUGAUGCCAACCUCCACAGUAGAUUUCCUGCUGAAAGAGACAUCAGUGUCUACUGUGGGGUGCAGGCCAUUACAAUGAAGAUUAAUUUUUGCACAGUACUUUUCUCCGGUUAUUCUGAAACAGAUCUUGCCCUGAACGGAAGGCAUGGGGAUUCCCACUGCAGGGGGUUCAUCAAUAACAACACCUUUCCGGCUGUGGUUAUUUUCAUCAUCAAUCUCAGCACCUUGGAGGGCUGUGGCAAUAACUUAGUGGUAUCCACAGUUCCUGGAGUCAGUGCUUAUGGAAACACAACUUCAGUACAAAUAGGAAAUAUUUCAGGAUACAUUGAUACUCCAGAUCCACCAACAAUCAUCAGCUAUCUACCUGGGCUUCUUUACAAAUUUAGUUGUAGUUAUCCAUUGGAAUACCUGGUGAAUAAUACACAGCUUGCUUCGUCCUCAGCUGCUAUUUCUGUGAGAGAGAACAAUGGUACAUUUGUCAGCACUUUGAACCUGCUCCUUUAUAACGAGACAGUACCGCAGAUGUUCCAGGGAGGUGUCAUCUCAGUAUUUCUCCCAAGCCUAUGGAAUGUCUUAAUGGAUUAUUGCUACACAACCCCAUCAGGGAACCCAAAUGAUGAUAUUCGGUAUGAUCUCUUCCUUAGCUGUGACAAAGAUCCACAGACCACGGUCAUUGAAAAUGGUAGAAGCCAGCAGGGCCGGUUCUCCUUUGAAGUGUUCCGAUUUGUGAAACACAAGAAUCAGAAAAUGUCCACCGUCUUCCUGCACUGCGUUACCAAGCUCUGCAGAGCUGAUGACUGCCCCUUCCUUAUGCCAAGUUGCAGCCACAGAGAAAGGAGAGAUGCAGGGAGGAGGACCACUUGGAGCCCCCAGAGCACUUCUGGAAAUGCCAUCCUCUCUGCGGGGCCCAUCAUCACGCGGAGCGAUGAGACUCCAACCAACAAUUCACAGCUUGGUUCUCCAAAUGCACCUCCUUUCCAGCUGAAUGCCGUCACCAGUGCACUGAUAUCAGGAAUGGUCAUUCUGGGCGUCAUGAGCUUUUCCCUACUCCUGUGCUCACUGGCCCUUCUACACAAGAAAGCACCCAAUAGUUUGGUGUUGAAUGGCAUAAGAAACCCAGUCUUUGACUGACUGUAAUAGGUUCUUGCUCUGGAGAGAAGGCUCACUGUGAGACCGCAGUCAGUGUCCCAUCUGAAAUGAAUGUGAGCCAGCACUUGAUAUUUGUAGGUUUGGUAGAAUUCACAGUGUAGCUCUUCAGCGUGAUGCUAGUGAAAGAAUUUUGAUAAUAUUGCUGUUGUCUCUUAUGGAUGUGGUCAGCCAUAUUUGUAUGGCACCAAUGAUUAUACUGACAACAAGCAAAUAAUAUUCAGGAUUUAUAUCUUACAGGAUAAGUCAUAUUUUAUUUUAUUUCAAUUUUGAUUAUUGGUUAUAGAGAUAAAAGAUUGGAAUAGAAGGGGAAAAAAGGAAUUUUUUUUUAACAUUUUGCCCCAUAAGCAUUAAAACCCCAUGCACUGGCAUUUAGAUUUACAGUCCUGAAAUGAAAAUUGUUUUUGUUUUAUUCCAGAUUAUUUCAGCUUGGGGAUAUACUUUCAUUGGAUUGGCCAAUUUAGAUACCUGAGA
Messenger RNA from Myotis davidii, 1728 nucleotides. It is a transcript of the gene ZPLD1, whose product is annotated as zona pellucida-like domain containing 1. The record is from RefSeq and is a predicted model, not a curated record. The coding region runs from base 34 to 1239 and encodes 401 amino acids. Lineage: Eukaryota; Metazoa; Chordata; Mammalia; Chiroptera; Vespertilionidae. Gene Ontology annotation, cellular component: cell surface. The transcript has 11 exons.